UCAGGCUGUUCGUUUGCUGGGUUGGCAAACCACCCGAGGCGACCCCACCAGUGACUAGCCUAUUUCAUUCCAGCUCUGGUAAAGAGGCCACGGCUCCGCUUUAUUGGGGUUUAUCAGCGUCCGUCUUUAGUUGAGGCCUGGGCCACAGGCUUCACUGACAACGUAUGACCGACUCUUUGGAUUAUAAAUGCUCGUUUACACCGAGCUAGGGUGUCAGCAUUUUCGAAACGAGUUGUUCCGUUGCUUAUCUGUAAUAAUAAUAAAAACUGAUGACGAUAAUUGUGUUGCCAAGUUCUUCGUGGUGGUCAUACAGGCGGUGGAACUGAACCGAGAAAUUGCACAAUGUGGAAAAUGGACAUGUCUCGAAAGUUCGUCAAGUCUGAUCCUGCGUUUGACAUUAUGGCUCCUCCCCUGGCCCGCUCUGCUCCUGGCGAGCUCAACCAUUGGUGGGGCCAGCUGAGGUUCCGUCUGCAGAACAGGAAAGGGUGGAAUCAAAUGCUGGAUGAGACGUUCCUAAUGCAGAACAAGAGGAUAAAUGACAUCCCGCUCUUCUUUGCGGCCAAAGAGAACGACGUCGGCUCAAUAAGGAAACUCCUGAAGUGUCCUUCCACGGACAUCUUUGAAAGAGGAGCACUGGGAGAGACCGCCUUGCAUGUAGCGGCACUGAGCGACAACGUGGAGGCUGCUGUGUGUUUGAUGGAUGGAGCUCCGGAACUCAUCAACGAGCCCAUGAAUUCUGACCUGUACCAGGGAAUGACUGCUCUUCACAUAGCUGUGGUGAACCAGAAUGCAAACCUGGUCCGUGAGUUGAUCAUCAGAGGGGGCGACGUUGCCACGCCCAGGGUCACGGGCCUGUACUUCCGGAAAAGGAGAGGCGGGCUGCUGUAUUACGGUGAGCACAUCCUGUCCUUCGCCAGCUGUAUGGGGAAUGAGGAGAUCGUCUCCAUGGUGAUUGAUGCCGGAGCAAAUAUCAGGGCGCAGGACUAUCUUGGGAACACUGUCCUGCACAUCCUGGUUCUGCAGCCCAAUAAAACCAUCGCGUGUCAGACCCUGGACCUGCUCCUGGCCAGGGACGCAGAGAUGGACCUGGCCGUGCCGCUCGACAUGCUGCCCAACUACCGCGGGCUCACCACCUUCAAACUGGCAGCCAAGGAGGGCAAUGUGGUGGUGUUCCAGCACUUGGUGAACCGUCGGCGGAUAGUGCAGUGGAGUUUGGGGCCUCUAACGUCCAGCCUGUACGACAUGACCGAGAUCGAUUCCUGGGCUGACGACCUCUCUGUGCUGGAGCUCAUCGUGGGCAGCCAAAAGAGAGAGGCUAGACGGCUGCUGGACGUGACUCCAAUCAGGCAGCUGGUCAGUCUCAAGUGGAAUCUCUACGGGAAGCACUAUUUUAGGUUGUUGUUGGCGUUGUACCUGCUAUAUAUCGGAAUGUUCACACUGUGUUGUGUGUACCGCCCCAUGAAGGAUGCCCCAGAGAAUUACACAGUAUCUGAACGCGAUGCAACAAUCCGCGUACAGAAAACUAUGGAGGAAAGCUAUGUGAGCUAUGAGGACCACUUGCGUCUGGUGGGUGAAAUCAUCAGUAUUCUGGGUGCUCUGAUUAUCCUGCUUCUGGAGAUUCCUGAUAUUUUGAGAGUUGGAGCCAAGCGAUAUUUCGGGCAGACGGCCCUUGGGGGUCCCUUCCACGUCAUUCUGAUCAGCUACGCGUGUUUGGUGGUGCUGCUGUGCGUGCUGCGAGUGAGCGGUAUGCCCGGCGAGACGGUUCUGAUGGCGGUCAGCCUGGUCCUGGGCUGGUGCAACGUCAUGUACUUCGCCCGUGGGUUUCAGAUGCUCGGGCCCUAUGUCAUCAUGAUACAGAAGAUUAUAUUCGGAGACCUCACAAAGUUUAUUUGGCUGAGUAUCAUAGUGCUGAUUGGAUUUGCCACUGCUCUGUGGAUGGUGUACAUGACGCAGGACCCCGGAUCUCUUCCCCCCUACCGUUCUUUUCCCAUCACCCUCUUCUCUCAGUUCGAGCUGAGCGUGGGGCUGGUGGACCUGCCCGUGGACCACAACCUGAUCACGCCCCCCAUUGUCCACGUGCUGCACUGCUCUUUCUCCGUGGUCUCCUACAUCCUGCUGCUCAACCUGCUGAUCGCCAUGAUGAGCGACACGCACUGGAGGGUGGCGCAGGAGAGAGACGAGCUCUGGAGAACUCAGGUUGUGGCCACCACCUUAAUGCUGGAAAGAAGAUUACCACGGUACCUGUGGCCUAGACUGGGGGUGUGUGGGCUCCUGUACGGUCUGAGAGAGCGCUGGUACCUCAGAGUAGAGGAUCGCAAUGACCAGUCGGUCCAAAAGAUCCGUCGCUACGUCAACGCUUUUUCCAAGGAUGACGAUCCGGUCCCGGAAGUGGAAGAGACGGAGAAGGGCGACGUUCCUCACAGCCCCCCCACUGACAUCCCGCUCAAAGGCCACGAGGAGAAAGCCAGGGCCAAGCUUAAGCGCAAGUCUCUCAGGGGCUGGGAGGUGAUUCGCAUAAGCACUCUGGGCCUAGAGGCGGAAAAGGAAGCCCAUUCGGACAAACAGGAAGUUGAGUUUGUCUGAGAUUUUUUACCAGAACUAGUCAUACCACUACGAUACGGAUUGGUGGUAGAGCGCCACAAUUUUUUUUUUGGUGAUGUGCAAUAAAUGGAUGCAGUAUUGUGUGAAUUUAUUCAUAAAUAUGCGGGGGAAGAUUUGUAUUAUAAAUGUAUUUUUUUCCAUUUCUGUUGGGUGUCCAAGGGUUGAAAUGUAAAAUGAAUAUGAUGCUACAGUAUGCAGUAAAAACUCAGGAAUCUUAACUCAUCUUUGAGACUAUUCAGAUCAAUUUGUUCUCUCUCACUUUAUUUAUGAAAAAAUGAUUGUAUUAUUAAGCUCAAACUUUUUUUAAAUGUAGUACACAAAUGUAGUACACCAGGUACAUCAGCAAGACAUGUAUAUUAAAGAAAACAAAGCAAAAUGUAUUAAA
Anguilla rostrata (American eel) is the source of this 2986-nucleotide messenger RNA. It is a transcript of the gene trpv6, whose product is annotated as transient receptor potential cation channel, subfamily V, member 6. The record is from RefSeq and is a predicted model, not a curated record. Gene Ontology annotation, biological process: calcium ion import across plasma membrane. Gene Ontology annotation, molecular function: calcium channel activity; protein binding. Bases 343 to 2583 code for a protein of 746 amino acids. Lineage: Eukaryota; Metazoa; Chordata; Actinopteri; Anguilliformes; Anguillidae. The transcript has 17 exons. Gene Ontology annotation, cellular component: plasma membrane.